Molecule: messenger RNA, 1218 nt
Organism: Centrocercus urophasianus (Greater sage-grouse)
Lineage: Eukaryota; Metazoa; Chordata; Aves; Galliformes; Phasianidae
Gene: EVX1
Product: even-skipped homeobox 1
Exons: 3
Coding region: 1-1218 (405 amino acids)
Biological process (GO): regulation of transcription by RNA polymerase II
Cellular component (GO): nucleus
Molecular function (GO): DNA-binding transcription factor activity, RNA polymerase II-specific; RNA polymerase II cis-regulatory region sequence-specific DNA binding
Source: RefSeq, a predicted model, not a curated record
AUGGAAAGCAGGAAGGAGAUGGUGAUGUUUCUGGAAGGGACGCAACUUGGCGCUCUGGUUGGCAAGAGGAUGCCUAAUUUGGCCGAAACGGUGAGGAGCCCCGCUCCGGAGCCGCAGGAGAAGAUGAUCCCUCGGAACUGCCUCAGCCCCAGACCUGGCCCCUUGUCGUCCCGGGAGAGAGGAGGAGGAGGAGGAGGUGGCGGCGGAGAAGACGAAAAGGAGGUGGAGGUGCUGCCGGGGACAGGGACGGUGCCGGAGAGCCGCUCGGCGGCGGCAGCGCUGCUCGGGGCCGGACAGCAACCCCCCGGCACGGAGCCCCCCUCUAGCAAAGGGCAGCAGAGCAGCUCGGACACCGAGUCGGAUUUCUAUGAGGAAAUCGAGGUGAGCUGCACCCCGGACUGCGCCACGGGGAGCGCCGAGUACCAGCACAGCAAAGGCCAGUGCUCCGAGACUCGGGCCGGCAGCCCCGGCGGCGGCGGGGAUCACCCCAAGGGCGGCGGCGGCGGCGGCGGCUCCCAGGGCCCGCUGAGCUGCAGCGCCAGCGACCAGAUGCGCCGGUACCGCACCGCCUUCACCCGCGAGCAGAUCGCCCGGUUGGAGAAGGAGUUUUACCGGGAGAACUACGUGUCCAGGCCCCGGAGAUGUGAGCUGGCGGCUGCUCUAAAUCUGCCAGAAACCACCAUCAAGGUGUGGUUCCAGAACCGGCGGAUGAAGGACAAGCGGCAGCGCCUGGCCAUGACCUGGCCGCACCCGGCGGACCCGGCGUUCUACACCUACAUGAUGAGCCACGCGGCCGCCACCGGCAACCUGCCCUACCCCUUCCCAUCCCACCUGCCCCUGCCCUACUACUCCCACAUGGGCAUCGGGGCCACCUCGGCCUCGGCCGCCGCUCCCUUCAGCACCCCGCUGCGGCCGCUGGACACCUUCCGCGUCCUGUCCCACCCGUACCCGCGACCGGAGCUGCUCUGCGCCUUCAGGCACCCCUCUCUGUACCCCGCCCCGAGCCAUGGACUCGGCAGCGCCGGUGGCAGCCCCUGCUCGUGCCUGGCGUGCCACGGCAGCCCGUCCAACGGGUUGGCACAGAGACCCGCCGGGUCAGACUUUACCUGCUCGGCCACCACCAGGACGGACUCCUUCCUCACUUUCACCCCCUCGGUGCUGAGCAAAGCCACCUCGGUUUCCAUGGACCAGCGGGAAGAAGUACCUUUAACGAGAUAA